UAGUCAGGUAGGGGAAGGAGGAGCAUGUGAGCUGUCUGACAGGUUUGGCUGGUCUGUUGCUCCCUUCCAUUCUGUCUCUGCAGUAGAAUUCUGCAGUUUGUAUCCUCUGUGGCCUGCUGAGCUGUGGAGAGGCCUAGAGUUCUGUUGGGGACCUGUAAGAUUUUACUUCCAUUCUAAAGUAGGAGUGUGUGAGGGAGAGGAGGAGCGACAUCGAUGAAGAGAUAAAGGACAUGCAGGACUUUAGGGCACCAGGGUUCAAGUGACAUCCUUAUGGGAACUGGAAGAAGACGGAAUCAUAUCAGCCACAAACAAAAUCCUGUCAGCUUUUGGAGACAUAAUAAUUUUGACUUUGGAUGGCCAAAAAAGCAGGAUAAAGACAGGAGUCAAGGACAAAAAAGCCAACCUGUGCUACCUCCCAACCCCACCUCCAGCAUGCCUGUGGAGACACUACAGCCUGGCCUGAGACAGCCGGUGGCAGUGAGGGCUGCUGCUGCUGGAACGCCCAACCGCCUUCUCAUGCCCAACCGCCGCCUCCUCCAGCCAAGAACAUUGGAAGCAGCUGAGCCCAGGCAGAGUGCAGUGGAGAGACUGGCAGUAGACAAGGCUAAAUAUGUCAAGAACCAGGUGGCCCUCUUUAAGCAACAGCCAAUCAAAGUGCCUCCACCUAUCAUGCGCAAGCCUCUGAUGUCCCCUGCCCCCGCCCUGCGGCCCACCCGUAAGGCCCAACUGCCUCGCCCUGACUACACCCAGCAAAGGAGUUCCCCACUGGACCUGGAGCACCUGAGUAACCUGAUCAACGGGGUGGGUGAGGCUGAAACUCCCCCUACCUCCCCAACCAUGGACCCAGUGGAGAGUAGUCAGGCCCCUGAAUGCCCCACUACCAACUCUCCCUGCCCCUCUCCAAUCUCUGCUGGAGCUGGGUCAGGGGCUGCUGAGAGUAUCCAGACCCUCUGUCCUGAGUGGUCCACUCCAGUCAAAGUUAGGGUAAAUUCCUCUGGCCCACUAAGUCCUACAUGGUCUCCUACUGCAGUGACCAUACGUAGAGUGGACAUCAUACCCCACCACACCACACCAGUGAGGAUGCCCCUUAGAGCACAGCAGCAGAUGCGCGUCCCAUUGCAGCCCAUGGCUCUGCAUCCACACACCCAGAUCCACAACACUAUGUCACCUCUGCGUCUCUUCCACCGAACUACCUAUGCACCAGGCCCUGCGUCUCCUAAACCUGUCCCAGCCCCUCCACCACAAAAUCACACCCCAACCCCCACCUCCCCGUCUAGCCCCGUCCAUCUCCCAGCCAACCCCCCCGUACUCCCGCCCUCCCCGUCGGUCACCUGCCUAUCGUCCGGCAGCUCCAGGAAACGUCCCUCUCUGAACCGCUCCAAAUCCGACAUGAGUGACCGUUACUCCCGGGCCAGUACUGAGCUGGAGCGCUUCUUCAACCUGUGUGGUUUGGACACUUUGGAGAUGCAGGUGCUGAAGGGGCCAGGCUCAGACAUCGCCUCCCUUGCACAGUUCCGCAGUGCCAGCGCUCCUGGGUCAGAGUGUGCAGGCCAGGAGGGUGAAGAGGAAGGUGGGGCUGCAGAGCCGGCACCCUAUGGCGUCUCAGUAAUUGAGAGGAACGCCAGAGUUAUCAAGUGGCUUUAUGGUAUCCGCACAUCCAAGGAUAGUGCCAGGAGCACCAACAUGUAGGGCCAUGAGAGACUGAUGUAAAUAGAGGCAGGGGAGAAAAACAUGGAGGUGCACUUUAAACACAAUUCCUGUACAGAGAAAAAAGCAGGAGAAGUGUGACUGCCGGUAUAAACCAACUAAUGAAAAUGAAAGGAAGGGACUGACCUGGACUAAUAGUGAAGGACACUGUCUGUCAAUGCAGUUUGAUAGUGUUGGACAUCAUUUGUGCAAAUUAUUUAUUGCAUGGUACUUGGUACCAACACCCGUUUCAUCCAGGGCAAAGCAGCAGUGUUUGGUGAAUGACGCUUCUAUUGAUGAUGUGGAUCCUCUGUACCUCAUCUCCCAUCAGUCAUCAAGGAGGCUCAGGAAAGGCCUGACGUCCAAGGCUAUUCACCUUCCUCCAGCCAUUAUCAUUGGUAGUUCCAUGGUGAAGCACAUCUUAGUAGCUGGAGCUAAAACCCUGUGCUACCUGGGGGCUACGGUGAAUGAUAUCACAGGAUUUAUUUUGUCUAUCCUACAUCAGCAGCCAAGAGCUGCUGCUGUUGUAGUGCAUGUGGGAUCAAAUGAUAUCAAAAAUGGUAAAUCAGAGAUAAUGAAACAGGAUUUUAUUGAGCUGAUCAACACCCUAAAAGGCUCUGGUUCAGCAGGCUUUUAGCACUUCAUAUCUGGCUUAAAGUCUACUGCCAUUCUGUUGGCAUAACUUUUAUUGACAAUUUUUUACACUUUUUGGAAACAAAAGAUGCUAUACAGGGAUGAUGGACCCAAACCAUCUACGGUAGGAGCCCGGACUCUCUCGUCACAUUUUAAAGCUGUGUUAAGAUAUUGACUCAGAGACAGACCAAGCCCCACUCAGGUAAUACCGCCCAUCCUCUCUAAGCGUUAUCUUCGUACUGUUGUCUAUACUGCCAGGGAGGUUGUCAAUUGUAAUUUUGUACCCAUUCGAUUUAAUUCCACUCUUAGAUCUGCUAUUGUUAGCUCAAAAGGGGAGCCCACUGUGGUCUGCUCACCCAGUGCUUAAAGUUCAAAUGUGAAUUCCAUAAACUUGAAACCCCCUCGGGGGCUUGGGCUGUUGCACGAUAGCAACCAAAGCCCAUGUAAGUCAGUUUAUAACAUUCCAUCAUUGGUUACUCUGAGAGUUCCUCAUAUUGACAUUGGCUGCAGCCUCAGGCCCUAUGAUGCUAACCUUGGAAAAGUAAUUCCAAUUUCUUCUCCUUCCUCUUUACUAAUAGGGAUAGACUAAUGGUCUAGUUCUAUGCAAUCUUAUAGCCAAACCAACUAAAUCAAUAUCAACCAUCAGACAGGGUCCACAACCGCCUAUUGAACAUACAGUAGCUUGUUUGAGUUGGAAUUUCCAUGUGACUUCAGAAAUCGUAAAGGACUUGGGUUGAUGCAUCUGAACAUUAGGCGCUUACUUCCUGAACUGAAUUACAUUAAGAUCUGGGCUAUGCAAAUGAAUUCGGACAUUCUGGUAUUGACUGAAACUUUCUUGACAUUCUCGACUCUGAUAUUAAUAUUGAGGGUUAUCAUGAGUUCAGAGCUGACAGACAGGAUAGAGGUGAAAUCCAUUUCCCUUACCAAAAUGUUUUAGAUACUAUCUUUAAGUCAUUCAUAAAAAUAGAUGAUGCUUGGGUCAAGGCCAGGAACACAGGUUGUGAAAAAACAAAUAGAUGAUUAUGUAACCACUCUCUGAUUGUAAGAACCCUGCCAAAUUCUGGAAAACUGCAGCGCCUAUCAUAGCUCGCUCAAUACCCCACAUGUUUUAUUUAACAUUGUUAUUGGGAAAUAAUCAAAAAUGAUAGAAAUCUGUUAUUGUGCUACCACUCCAUAAUGGUGGGGAUAGUAACAUUAGUGAUCUUAAUCAUUAUCAGCCCGUUUCAAGGCUUCCUUGUCUCUUUGAGAUUCUUGAAUCCUUGGUAAAUGUACAACUUUGCUCUUUUAUCUGAGAAAUGUAUUUUGAAUGUAAACCAGUCAGAGUUUAGACCUGGGCAUGACAGUAUUACUCCAAUCACUUCAGUUGUUAAUGAUCUUGUCAAUGUUUCAGACACUAAAAUGAAAUGUGCUGCUUGUUUGUGGACCUGUCCAAAGCUUUUGAUACUGUUGAUCAUGCUAUUUUAUUGAAUAAGUUGUGACGCCUGUUUAUGGUUUCAUGAUUAUUUUAGUGAAAGAACAGAAAUUUCUUGAAGUGCAUAAAUGUGUACCACGGUUCGAUUUUGGAACCUGUUCGCUUCACUGUUUAUAUUAACACCAUUGGUCAAUCUGUUUAUGUGGAUGAUACUAAACUCGGGGAAAAAAAGAAACGUCCCUUUUUCAGGACACUGUCUUUCAAAGAUAAUUCGUAAAAAUCCAAAUAACUUCACAGAUCUUCAUUGUAAAGGGUUUAAACACUGUUUCUCAUGCUUGUUCAAUGAACCAUAAACAAUGAAUGAACAUGCACCUGUGGAACGGUCAUUCAGACACUAAAUGCUUACAGACAGUAGGCAAUUAAGGUCACAGUUAUGAAAACUUAGGACACUAAAGAGGCCUUUCUACUGACUCUGAAAAACACAUUCACGCAGAUGCCCAGGGUCCCUGCUCAUCUGCGUGAAUGUGCCUUAGGCAUGCUGCAAGGAGGCAUGAGGACUGCAGAUGUGGCCAGGGCAAUAAAUUGCAAUUUCCAUACUGGGAGACGCCUAAAACGGCGCUACAGGGAGACAGGACGGACAGCUGAUCAUCCUCACAGUGGCAGACCACGUGUAACAACACCUGCACAGGAUCGGUACAUCCGAACAUCACACCUGCUGGAUAGGUACAGGAUGGCAACAAUAACUGCUCGAGUUACACCAGGAAUGCACAAUCCCUCCAUCAGUGCUUACACUGUCUGCAAUAGGCUGAGAGAGGCUGGACUGAGGGCUUGUAGGCCUGUUGUAAGGCAGGUCCUUACCAGACAUCACUGGCUACAACGUUGCCUAUGGGCACAAACCCACCGACGCUGGACCAGACAGGACUGGCAAAAAGUGCUCUUCACUGACGAGUCGCGGUUUUGUCUCUCCAGGGGUGAUGGUUGAAUUCGCGUUUAUCGAUGAAGGAAUGAGCGUUAUACCAAGGCCUGUACUCUGGAGCGGGAUCGAUUUGGAGGUGCGUCAUGGUCUGGGGCGGUGUGUCACAGCAUCAUCGGACUGAGCUUGUUGUCAUUGCAGGCAAUCUCAACGCUGUGCAUUACAGGUAAGACAUCCUCCUCCCUCAUGUGGCACCCUUCCUGCAGGCUCAUCCUGACAUGACCCUCCUGCAUGACAAUGCCACCAGCCAUACUGCUCGUUCUGUGCGUGAUUCCCUGCAAGACAGGAAGGUCAGUGUUCUGCCAUGGCCAGCGAAGAACCCGGAUCUCAAUCUCAUUGAGCACGUCUGGGACCUGUUGGGUGAGGGCUAGGGCCAUCCCCUGUUUGUCAAAUGUCUGUGGAACUUGUUCAGUUUAUGUCUGUUGUUGAAUCUUGUUAUGUUCAUACAAACAUUUACACAUGUUAAGUUUGCUGAAAAUAAACACAGUUGACAGUGA
Oncorhynchus nerka (sockeye salmon) is the source of this 5200-nucleotide messenger RNA. RefSeq names its product protein FAM110A-like. The record is from RefSeq and is a predicted model, not a curated record. NCBI's taxonomy places the organism in Eukaryota, Metazoa, Chordata, Actinopteri, Salmoniformes, Salmonidae.